This is a messenger RNA of Cucurbita maxima (winter squash), 2041 nucleotides long. RefSeq names its product nucleolar protein 12. Lineage: Eukaryota; Viridiplantae; Streptophyta; Magnoliopsida; Cucurbitales; Cucurbitaceae. The record is from RefSeq and is a predicted model, not a curated record. Gene Ontology annotation, molecular function: RNA binding. The transcript has 6 exons. The coding region runs from base 113 to 1903 and encodes 596 amino acids.
GAAUAAGCCUUAGGGCUACAAAAUUCAUCUUCUCCAAUUUCCAUUGUUCGCCGCAAUUACUUCAACCUGUAAAUUCACAGAAUCUGCAGAAAACCAACCCAGAAGAAGAGUGAUGGGGAAGAAGAAAACCAACGACCCCAAAAGUUCCUCCGAAGAAGUCGCCAUUGGUUCUGCUCCCUCCAGCGUUUUCGAGACUCUGUUCGGCAACGUUGGUGCUGAAAGUGAUGGCGUUUCUAUCUUCUCCACUGAGAACCCUUUUCGUAGGAAAGAUACGAGUUCAACUCCUUUGGCGGCAGUUGCUGAAAAAUCUCCCAGUGGCGGCGCUGAUGAUCAUACUAUCGAUGAUGUAAAGAGUAGGAAGAAGAGCAAGGAGAAACGGGUUGGGAUGGAUUUGGAUUCUGCUGAGAAUGGUGUUAAAAGUUCGUCGCAAGUCAAGAAAUCGAAGAGGAAGGACAAGUCUCGGGACCGGGAAUUGGAUAAUGAAGUUAUCGAGAAGGAUGAUGAAGAAAGAGGUUUCCAAUCCCGAGGCGUAGUGAAGAAGAACAAAAGGAACGGUGCGGAAAUCGGUUCUGAAUUUAGCGGCGAAUUGAAGAUAGACGAACAAAGGAGUGACAGUAAACUCGGUGUGGAUGUGAAGUUGACGAAAGAGAAGAAGAAGAGGAAGAGAGACGAACUGGAGAGAGAGUACGAAGCGAAGAAGUAUGGUGCAUCAGAAGUAGCUGAAGAUGAAGUGGAAGGUUCAGGGGGCACUGUUGUUGGGAAGAAGAGGAAAGCGAUGGACGAUUUUUCUGAGAUGUUGGUAACGAAGGAAGGAUUUGAUGAUGAAAGCAAGCUUUUGAGAACUGUUUUUGUUGGGAAUUUGCCAUUGAAAGUGAAGAAAAAAGCUUUAGGCAAGGAGUUUAGCCAAUUUGGAGAAAUAGAAUCUGUUAGGAUCCGUUCUGUGCCACUUGCAAAUAGCAAAAAACCUAGGAAGGGAGCAAUUCUUUCAAAGAAAGUCAAUGAAGAUGCGGACAGUUCUCAUGCAUAUGUUGUUUUCAAAACGGAGGAAUCAGCACAGGCUUCUCUGUCCCAUAACAUGGCUGUGUUUGCAGGAAAUCAUAUACGUGUUGAUAGGGCAUGCCCACCUCGUAAAAAGUUGAAAGUAGGAAGUUCUCCAAUCUAUGAUCCCAAGAGAACUGUUUUUGUGGGUAACCUUCCAUUUGAUGUAAAGGAUGAAGAAUUGUAUCAACUAUUUUGUGGAAUCGAGAAUGUGGGAUCUAGUGUUGAAGCUGUUCGGGUCAUCAGAGAUCCUAAUGUGAACAUAGGGAAGGGUUUUGCGUAUGUCUUCUUUAAAACAAAGGAAGCAGCAAAUUCAGUAAUUAACAAUCAAAAACUACAGUUGCGUGAUCGAGCACUGAGGCUCUUUCAUGCCAAACCAAACUUGACAUCGACCCCGCUCAAGAAACGUAAUAACCCAUCUACUGAAGUCGAUCGCUCCUCAGCCAAGAAAAGGGCUGUGGAUUCAGGUUUAAGGACACCAGACAGCAGCAAGAGGGCAAAAGCUACGGUUGCAUCCUACCAGGGCCUGCGUGCGAGCAAACCCGUCUCCCAGAAGAAGAACCAAGCGAAAGGCAGUGGCACGAAAUGGACUAAAUCACAUUCCAACAGUAAGGAGAAGCGAGUAGAUCACAAGAGGAGAAGACCGGAGGAUUUCCCGGAGAGUACGAGUGAAAGGAAGGGGAAAAGACCGGAGAAGAUGAGUGAAAGGAAGGGGAAGAGACCAGCAGUUGCCAACCGAAAGGCUGUGGCAAAUGCAUCGAGAAAUGGCGUUGCAGCACCGAAACAAGGCGGGGUUAAACGCAAGUCUGAUAGCCGAACGCCAGAGAGCUCUCACAGAAACAAAAGAGUCAAAAGGUUUCGAUAGAUAGGAAACACAGGAAGGAAGAAGUUGAUGGAGUGGAAUGAUCUGAAUACUCUUAGCUUUCUUUGUAUUCUUUUAUGUGGUUUACCAACUCACUUUUGAAUUAAGCAAAAGUUAAUAUUAAUCAGGUUUUAUAUUAUU